AUGUCGACCACACCUCCGCCGCCCCCACAGUGGGUGCUCGACCUCAACUCGACGCCCGCAUCCAAACCGAAGAACGCAUCGCUCUCGGACCCGCCGGGCUAUACAGCAUCUCUGUCUAGGAAGGAGCGUUCCCAGGCAUCAAAGACCCAGAGGCAGCCCCCAACAUCAGAAGAGAUGGACACACUCAAGAUGAAGAAGGCCUGGGAAGUCGCAAUCGCGCCCGCGAAGCAACUCCCUAUGAAUGCUUUUGGCAUGUACAUGACAGGCAACACCUUGCAAAUCUUCUCCGUCUUCAUGGUCUUCACGCUAUUCAAAACCCCGGUUCUCGCUGUACUAGGUCUCCAACGCACUUUCGCUCCCUAUGAGACACCCGGCACGUCUGGACGGCUACUCGGUGUCAAGCUUGUUUACAUUGCAUGCAACAUGUUGAUGUUGGCUUUGGGUAUCUGGAAGGUUAAUGGCAUGGGACUCUUACCGACAACGAGAUCAGAUUGGCUGGCAUGGGAAAGCGAGAGAAUAUGGUCAGAAAGAGCAGUACCGAAGGAGUGGUUGUAG
Molecule: messenger RNA, 555 nt
Organism: Alternaria atra
Lineage: Eukaryota; Fungi; Ascomycota; Dothideomycetes; Pleosporales; Pleosporaceae
Exons: 2
Coding region: 1-555 (184 amino acids)
Biological process (GO): protein folding in endoplasmic reticulum
Cellular component (GO): EMC complex
Source: RefSeq, a predicted model, not a curated record